GCAUAAUGUCCGGUCCCAGAGCCAGAGCAAUGCAGAUAACCCUUCAAGGUAUCAGAGAGAUAAACCUUGCCUUCUGCCCUUUUGACAGAUAUGCCGGUACUUGGGAAGUCAGAGAGUAUUUCAACAAAGUCUCCAAUCCAGUGGUUAAGAAGAGUAACCCGGAGUGUACUGUUAACAUGAAGGUGUUACACGAUAACAGUCAGCCUCUAAUCCGCGUUCUUUACUCUGACACAGAAGAGAUGACGUACUACCCGCGGACAAUGUCCCUGUCCAACAUUAUGAGGGACAUCCACAACACAACCAGACGGAAACUAGCAGACCAGGACAUCCCGGUUGACUUUGGUGUCGCGUGGCGGUACUGAGC
Messenger RNA from Bolinopsis microptera, 364 nucleotides. RefSeq lists its product as uncharacterized. The transcript is spliced from 3 exons. Gene Ontology annotation, cellular component: mitochondrial large ribosomal subunit. Lineage: Eukaryota; Metazoa; Ctenophora; Tentaculata; Lobata; Bolinopsidae. The record is from RefSeq and is a predicted model, not a curated record. The coding region runs from base 6 to 362 and encodes 118 amino acids.